CUUUAUUCAGUUGUAUGAGUCUGAUUGGAACGAUCUCAUCUCUUCCCGCGCGCGACAAACUUUGAGUGAGAAAAAGUAUAAUGCGCCAAAAAUGUUACCUCUAUGCGAGGAUGUGUACAAGCUUAAUUCCUACCUAAAAGAAAAAAUCAAAGAACUUUUGAUGAAAUUGUCGAAUGAUUCAGCUUUCUACAUUGAGCUGGCAAAGAUGACGCUAUGUCACAUAACUCUCUUUAACAGGAAGCGUGGAGGCGAUGUGCAGCGUAUUACUGUAGACAAUUACAAGCAAGCUAUUGAAGCACAAAACAGUGUUCCCUACGAUGACGAACUUAAAUCAAGUUUGUCAGACGUGGAAAUUGAGCUUUGUCGUUCUUUGACUCGAAUUGAACUCAAAGGCAAACAGGAAAGAAAAGUUGCAAUAUUACUUACUCCAGAGAUGAUUAAAUGCAUUGAUCUCUUAAUGCAGAAAAGAAGUGAUGCAAAUGUAUGUGGAAAAUAUUUAUUUGCUAGACCAUCACCCUCCACACGAACACUAAGGGCAAGUGACGUAUUGAAUGAAAUAUGUGGGAAAAUAGAAUUGCGCUAUGGAAACAUUAUAACCUAUACAAACCUCAGAAAACACAUUGCCACAAUGGCACAAAUCCAUGAGCUUAGUGAAAACGGUCAGGAUCAGUUAGCCAAAUUCCUUGGCCAUGACAUAAGAGUCCACAGAGAAAUUUAUCGGCAACCAUUGGAUAUCAUUCAAAAAACAAAGAUCUCCAAGAUGUUGAUGCUAAUUAACGAGGGGAAAAAUGUCGCAGAGAUGCUCUUUAAUAAUCAGGAGGAGGUAAAGGAAAUUGACGGGUCCUGUGCUGAUGAGAGUGAUGGAGAAAUGGAUUACCAGACUGAUAAAGACAGUCUUCAUAAUAAAAGCGCUCAAGGGAAAAGGAAAGCACCCUCUGAUGGCAGAUCUACCGAUGAAAAUUCUGCAGGCAAACGUCACAAAACACAGAAAAAACCAUGGAAUCCAUCUGAAAUGAAUUCAGUCAACAAGCAUUUUUCCCAUUUUAUUGCAAUGUCCAAAGUUCCUGGCAAGAACGAUAUCGAGAAUGUUUUAAAAAAGGAUAAAAUCCUUUCCAAAAGAACUUGGAGAAAUGUGAAAGAUCAAGUGUACAACCUUAUAAAAAAACAAAGAAAAUGCUGAUUUUUUGUCUUUAUUUACUUUGAUAAUGAAGUAAUUACAAGUUCAUUAUAGCUUGUGGACAUCAAUUUUCAUAUAUUGUAUAAAGCACAGAAGUGUGAGGAUUAGCGAAUUUGUAGAAAAUACUCCAUGUAUAGCUUUACCAAUACAUACUGUUGUCAUGUUUGCUGCUGUGAUGAGCAUUCACCUUUGUAAAAUAACUAAGGAAUAAGGGCCAUGAUAACUUUAGCUGGAAUUGAUUAAUACAACUGUAAAACUAAUAUGGUUUUGUGUUUUUAGUUGACAUUAACUUGAAAUGACAAAAAAAAAAUUUUUUCAGAUAUUUUGGGUAUAGACCUUGAUUAAUUUUAGCAUUGUCAUUGAAAUACAGAGGGAUUGGAAUAAAUAUUACAGUGACUGGACAUGUAGUAUUAAUGAGCAAAUUGUGUACCGGUAUAUCUACCUUCAUUGUUGGUUGUAUGAAUGACUAUGGUUACAGUUAGUAUUUAUAUGAAUUAUACAAUAAUUGGUAAUUGAUUUGAUUUGAUGUUUGGAAAUAGAUUUUGACAAAUAUAUAAUGUACUAGAAAUUACGAAAAUAUUUAGUAACUUUGCAUACUGCAAAUUAUAUUAAUGAGCUAGAUUUGCUAUAUAAAAAUUAAUUGUACUGUUGAUGUGCAUUGAUGAUAGUUGUAUGAACAACAGAAUGUGUACUGUAUUCACAAGAAUUGUAGAUUUGUUGAAAUGUUUUAAUGAUAGAUAUAAGAAUUGGUUAUUUUAAUCAAAAUGUAGAGAAUAUGUUGUAUGUACAUGUAUAUAUAUAUAGUGUUUUACAAUUUCGGUUUUGGAGUGAACUGACAGCAUUAGUAAACUCUGAAUAAUUUGAAUUUGUAAAUUCACAAAUUGCACUGAUGAAAUGUUGGAGAAGUAGAUAUUGACAUAUUUCAUACUGUUGAAAUGAAUUACUUCAUUGUGGAUGUUGAGAGUUGACAAUGAUAUGAAUGAUGCAUCGUUUACAGCUAGUAUGCACAUGCACUAUACAUACGAGGUAUUUGAUUGUUUGGGAUGAUUUGGAGAUUUGGAAAUAAAUAAUUGGCUGAUUUUAAGUAUUGUAAUCAAUAUGCAGAGAAUGUUAAUUAACUGUUAAGUACGACAAUUUUAUCAAUGAUUUGUGUAUGAUCAAAUAGUAUAUUGUUUUACAUAGAAUUUGUUAAUUAAUAUGGAUGGAGAUGUUUUUUAAAAUUUAAACUUCUUACAGCAUUAAAUCCUAUGUUUAAGUGGAGUUUUAAACUGACAUGAAUGGAUUGAAAGUGUAUGAUAAAUGAUAACUAUAAUUGCAACUUUAAUUGCAAUUUUAUCAAUUGUAUGAAAAUAUUUGCCAAUAAAUUUUGAUUACUUAUA
Molecule: messenger RNA, 2556 nt
Organism: Magallana angulata
Lineage: Eukaryota; Metazoa; Mollusca; Bivalvia; Ostreida; Ostreidae
Exons: 3
Coding region: 92-1180 (362 amino acids)
Source: RefSeq, a predicted model, not a curated record